Messenger RNA from Penaeus chinensis, 3180 nucleotides. It is a transcript of the gene Tes, whose product is annotated as testin-like. NCBI's taxonomy places the organism in Eukaryota, Metazoa, Arthropoda, Malacostraca, Decapoda, Penaeidae. The transcript is spliced from 10 exons. Gene Ontology annotation, molecular function: zinc ion binding. Bases 305 to 2653 code for a protein of 782 amino acids. The record is from RefSeq and is a predicted model, not a curated record.
AGUAUCAUCUCAGCACCACAAGUGGGUAACCGCAACAGUUCCUAUAGAAUACCGAACCCUACUUCAGCCAAACCGCAGGAGAAUCGCGUCCUGAAUCCGACAACUCAUUCAAGUCGCUUAUACUUUCGUCUGCAAGAUGGCCACAGCGCAGACUCGGGCCUCGCGGUGUGGCGUUUGAAAGCUCCCUCAGACCUCCCUGCCUCGUCCAGUCACACGUCACAGGCGAGGGAGACUAUACUACGCGUUCUUUUGGGAGACUAUGAGAGUGUCAUUAGUGUGACAAUACACAUAUAUAGGUGCCAAGAUGUCAGCCGACGCCGAAGUCAACAGCGUCCGUCCCAACCCCUACAUCUUUGACAUAGAAAAUAGAAGGAAACGACGGCCGAGGCUUGCUCAUGAGAUCGGAGCCGGAGCCAAGUGCAAGAAGUGCGGGGAUAAAUGUCCUGGUUUUGAACUUCAUUUUUGGAGGAAGUUAUGCAUGAAUUGCCGCUGUGGCAUAUAUGAUCAUGAAGUUGAAGAGGAUGAUGAAGACAUUGGACGAAUAGUCAUUGGCAAACUGUUUGACCGACCGCCUCGCACCAAGAAAGAAGAGCUGGAAUACUGCCAUGGAAACAAUUUGGAAAUGAUCAAUGAAGAGACAGGAAAGGCAGAGAACGUCAAAUUUGAUUGGGUGCCGCCAAAUGUGGAGAAGUCUCUGGCUUCAAGAUACAUGUCAUUGAUUCCUGCAGAGAAAAGGCCCAUUGCUGGCACUGAGGCAGCUAAAGAACGCAAACGUCAGCUUGAGCAGCAGCUGCCCCUGUAUGACAUGGAUGCUGCACAGCGUUGUGAUAACUUGCCUCCUGAGGAGUUGCAGAGCUUCCAUGCUUACCUCGAACGCAUCAAGACCCAAGUGGCUGGACAAGGCAUGGUACAGGAAAUUAUUGGAGCACCAGUUUCAAUGGCACAGCCUCUGCACUCCCAGAGGAUGCCUGGCUCUAGUGCUCCACUGAUGACAGGUGAUAUCGAUGCUAAUGGAAAUAUUGGAUAUCAGCCUGAUUCUUCAAUGGGUCAGAUGAUGCCCCCUGGCUCCUACAUGCCACAAGAUAACAUCCCAGGAUCACAGGGGCAAUUUAGUAGCCCAACUGACAACCAGAAUGAUACCCAGGGGAACCUCAACGUGAAUGAUCCACGCCAACAGUUCCUGGGUGGAAUGAUUGAGGAACCUUACUUAAAUGUGACCAGCAGGCCAGAGGAUCCAGUACACAGCGAGGCUUAUGGUGGGAAGCUUGGCACCAGCAGGCCCCUCACAAGCUUGGCAAGGAACCAGCCUCUAGAUAAUGUUACAGCUGGGAUGGCUAAUCUUCAAGUGCAACAGCAGGGAGAGGGAACUGAACAGGGCUACAUCCCAGGACAGGAGCAGAUUCCUGGUCAGCCUGGCUAUGUACCAGGACAGCCAGGAUAUAAACCAGGUCAGCCUGGCUCUCCAGGUCAACUAGGCUAUACAUCAGGACCGGAUGGUUCUCAGCCAGGUCAACCAGGAUAUGCUCAAGGACAGCCAGGUCAACCAGGAUAUGCUCAAGGACAGCCAGGUCAACCAGGAUAUGCUCAAGGACAGCCAGGUCAACCCGGAUAUACCCAGGGCCAGCCAGGUCAACCCGGAUAUACCCAGGGCCAGCCAGGUCAACCCGGAUAUACCCAGGGCCAGCCAGGUCAACCCGGAUAUACCCUGGGCCAGCCAGGUCAACCAGGGUAUGUUCAUGGACAACCAGGUCAACCAGGAUACAUGGCAGGCCAGCCGGAUCAACCUGGGUAUGUUCAGGGGCAACCAGGUCAGCCAGGGUAUUCACCAGAAAAGGGAAUGCAGCAACAGAUGCCUCGGAUGCCAGGGAACAUCACAGCAGUGGAAGCAACUCAGGCUCCUUAUGGUGCACGUGUGGACACCCUAACAGGUGGGUCUUCCAUUGCUCCAGGGCAAGAUGUGAAUGUGCUCUUCCCAGGGGAAAGUCACAUCAUCGGUUCCCAGCCAGGCAGCACCACCCUCUCGGGACAGAAGAGCAAGUUCACCUGCCAGUAUUGCAGCCUCCCCAUGAAUGUUGGAGAUGUAGCCAUCUUCUGCGAGCGGGCUGGGCAAGAUAAGUGCUGGCAUCCUGCUUGCUUCUGCUGCUUUACAUGUAAGGAGUUGCUGGCUGACUUGAUCUACUUCUACAAGGAUGGAAAAGUGUUCUGCGGACGUCACUUCACAGAUGCUGCAGAAAUGCCGAGAUGUAGAGCUUGUGAUGAGCUGAUAUUUGGCAACUCAUGGACGAGGGCUGAUGGAUAUGACUGGCACAUCCACCACUACAGCUGUUAUAUGUGUGAUUUGGAAUUGGCUGGACAGCGCUAUGUUCCAGACAAGGAAGGAUAUCCGUAUUGCCUUCCCUGCUACAUGGCUUGCUUAGCCAAGAUGUGUGAGGCCUGUGAAGAGAAGAUAUCCCCUGAGAUGAACCGCUGCGGACAUCGAGGCUAUUUUUACCAUGCCACUCCCCAGUGUUUCAAAUGCUACUCCUGUAAGCAGCCGCUGAUGGGUAAACGUUUCAAAAUGUCUAAGAAUUGGGUUUUCUGCUCCAACGAAUGCAUUGAAGUGGCUUCGGAAGCCUUGGCUGUCAAUCCAAACCCCAAAAUAAAGCCAGAGUAAUAAAGCGGGGGGGUGUAUUGUCACAUUUUACUUAAGUACAGUGAAAAAGGUAUUGCUUUAUAAUGAGAAAUGAUCCAUAACACACCACAUUCUAGGUAAGGGAUUUUUUUUUUACCCUGUCUCUCGCUUUGUGAUGAUACAUGAUGUGAUACUUACUACUUACAUUUAUAGAUGAUGCAUAAGGAUGGUCCAGUUAUUAGUAUUCCUUAUUUAAGUAUAAUGAAAACAUUGAUUGUGAUAAGGUUGAUAUCCAUUACCUCUACAAACCACAGGUUGUUUUGGUUGCAAUAUUAUGUAUAUUUUAUAUGAUAAAACCAAAUCUAUAGUAUACAACAUAGGUCACAUGCAUUCAAAAGUGCAAUAGUAUCUUAUGAACUUGGUGAUUCAUUGAUUAUUUUUGGGAAAGAAUGGCAAAAAUCAAAAUUAUAAUGCAGCAUCAUUUCCUAGUUGUUUUUUUUGUAUUUUUUUAUUCAGUUAUGUUGCUUUAUUAUUGUUGUUGUUGUUAUCUUUGUGUCAAUAUUGUUAUU